CUUUUUUCUUUUCUUUUCUCUAUGGAGAUAGCUUCCGCGGCCGCCCACCAAAUCUCGCCCAUGGUUUCCUCCCGCGACCCCGGCGAGGAGGCCAGCGCGCCGCCGCCCCCGCCCCCGCGCCGCGGCGAGAAGCGGCGAAUGCGCGGCCGCACCCCGUCGCCGGAGCCGGCCUCCGCGCCGCAGGAUCUCUGCCCAUCAGGAGCUUGCGGGGACAAUGUUGCUGGAGCUACAACUACAAAUGGAAAGUGGCAUCCACAUGAAUCGUACAGACCUGAAAUUGAUGAUGCCCCUGUUUUCACUCCAACGGAAGAGGAGUUUAAAGAUCCAAUUAGAUAUAUUACGAGCAUUCGUCCCCAAGCAGAAAAGUAUGGAAUUUGUCGUAUUGUUCCACCAUCUUCUUGGCGACCGCCUUGUUCUCUGAAGGAGAAGAACUUCUGGGAAUGUACAGAGUUCAAUACCCGUGUUCAACAAGUUGACAAGCUUCAAAACCGGGAACCCACAAAGAAAAAAUCACAACCUCGAGUUCAGAAGAAGAGGAAGAGGAGAAAGAGACUGAGAUUUGGGAUGACUCACAGGCGUCCUAGUGCAAAUACAUCAGAAGACUGCGCAGAUGCAGACGAGAAGUUUGGCUUUCAAUCUGGCUCAGAUUUCACACUAGAUGAGUUUCAGAAAUAUGCAGAUGAGUUUAAGCAGCAGUAUUUUGGAAUAAAGGGAAGUGACGAAAUCCCUCUUUCUGAAAUUAAAAAGAAGAAAAAAAAUUGGCAACCAUCGGUCGAUGAAAUAGAGGGAGAAUAUUGGCGGAUAGUUGUAUGCCCCACUGACGAAGUUGAGGUGGAUUAUGGUGCUGAUUUGGACACUUCAAUGUUCAGUAGUGGAUUCUCUAAAUUAUCUUCAGAUUCAAAUAGACGAGAUCCAUAUGGUUUAUCUUGUUGGAAUUUGAACAAUCUUCCACGUAUUCCUGGGUCUGUACUGUCAUUUGAAACUGAGGAUAUAUCUGGCGUCGUAGUCCCUUGGCUUUAUGUAGGGAUGUGCUUCUCAUCAUUCUGUUGGCACGUGGAAGAUCAUUUCCUUUAUUCUAUGAAUUACAUGCAUUUUGGUGAACCAAAAGUAUGGUAUGGUGUUCCUGGUGCUGAUGCAGUGAAGCUGGAAGAAGCUAUGAGAAAGAACUUACCAAGAUUGUUUGAAGAACAGCCUGAUCUCCUACAUGAGCUGGUUACGCAAUUAUCUCCUUCUGUUCUUAAAUCAGAAGGAGUUCCUGUUUAUCGUGUUGUUCAGAAUCCAGGCGAGUUUGUUCUAACGCUACCGCGAGCUUACCAUUCUGGGUUCAACUGUGGCUUCAACUGUGCGGAGGCAGUAAAUGUCGCACCUGUGGAUUGGCUGCCUCACGGACAAUGUGCUGUUGAGCUCUACAGGGAGCAGCGGCGCAAGACAUCCAUAUCACAUGACAAAUUAUUACUAAAAACUGCAAAUGAAGCUGUCAGACAGCUUUGGAUGAACCUUAGCGACUGCAAAAGUGAACAAGGAGUAUACAGAUGGCAGGAUACUUGCGGAAAGGACGGAAUGCUGACAAGUGCAAUUAAGACAAGGGUUAAAAUGGAGAAGGCAGCACGGGGAGGGAAUAUGGCACUGCGAUAUAAGAAAAUGGAUGGGGAUUAUGAUUCAGCUGACCGGGAAUGCUUUUCAUGUUUUUAUGAUCUCCAUUUGUCAGCUGUCAGCUGCCAAUGCUCCCCAAAUCGUUUUGCUUGCUUAAACCAUGCAAACAUUCUAUGUUCAUGUGAAAUGGACAGAAAAACCGCGUUGUUGCGGUAUACCAUAGAGGAGCUCCAUACUCUUGUUGCAGCUCUAGAGGGUGAUCCAACUGCGGUCUACCAGUGGGGACAGAAUGAUUUAGGUUUAGUCUGCCCAUCUGGUUCUACUCAGUACAAGAAGAUGGACUUGGGUGAAAACACGGAAUUUCCGGAUUCAGCAACCAACGUCAAUCAUGGCUGCAGCUUAGGAAGUCAAGAUCAAUAUCACUAUGACCCCGCAAAGCCAGCAGGAUACCAGCAAGAGAAGGGAAUCCAGAUUGCUUCAGAAAAACAUGAUAAGAACAAGAUGGUUGUCAAUCUUGAGUCUCCAGCAACAGCUAGUAAUCCAAGCAGGUCAAAGUCUGACUGCAGUGGCUCACUGUCCUUGAAUCAUUCAUCUGAGUUACCAUCUUCAAGAAUUCAAACAGGAAAUUCUACGCUAGCUUCCAUUACCACAGAGAAACUGUUUGGUGUUGACAUUAAAUCCAAUUUAGCACAGUCUUCUGAUGGCCAAGUUAGUCAAUUGGCCAAGCCUUCCUCGAGCCAAACUGAUGAAGUCUCUAAGCCAGCAAUAGCUAAGUAUACGGUUGAGCUGCUAGACAGUGGAACAAUGAUGAUUGGUAAAAAGUGGUGCAAUCAGCAAGCUAUAUUCCCCAAAGGAUUUAAGAGUCGAGUUACAUUUCAUAGUGUACUAGAUCCAACAAGGACAUGCUGCUACAUCUCCGAAGUUCUUGAUGCUGGGCUUCUUGGACCAUUGUUUAGGGUGACUGUCGAAGGUCUUCCAGAAGUUUCGUUUACUCACACAUCACCAAUGCAAUGUUGGGACAGUGUAAGAGACAGAGUAAAUGAAGAAAUAGCAAAACAAAUAAGUUUUGGAAAAUCUGGCCUUCCUGAUUUUCUAUCCUGCAAUUCUUUGAAUGGACUUGAAAUGUUUGGGUUCUUAUCCUCCCCUAUAAUUAAGGAAAUCGAGGCUCUAGAUCCCUGUCACCAAUGCUUGGACUAUUGGUUGUCAAGGGUUUCUUCUGUUGGAACUGAACUCCCCUCGGAAUCUGUGAUGGCAGCAAUGGUUAAUGACUCCACUAACCCCCCAAUAAAGUUGCUCGGGAUUGAGAUUAACCGGAGGGAAUCAGAACAAUCAAGUAGCUUCAAUAAUUCCUGUGUGAGGAGGUCACACUUGGCAGGUUGCUGAAGAAGGCUAGCUAAGCUCCCAGAAGAACCAGAGCUAAUGGCGAUGAAAAGAAGUAUUCAGUAGCAGUCUAGUGGAUCAGAUAGCAGUGGUAUCAUCUGGAGUGGCAAUUGCCACUCUCCAGGAUGAGAUGAACAAUAAUGUAGAUACAUAGUGCCAUGAAUAGAUCAGAAAUUUCAGAUAACUCAUCCUAGACAGCUUCCCUAGGGAACCAUUAGAAUUGAAAUAGAGCCACCAUUGGUUUGCAUUCUUCUAGAAUUGCAUUUCUUGAUAUUCAUUUCAGCUUGAUCCCAAUUCAUUUCUAACUUGAUGGCAACAAGUUAUUGUAUUCUCUAAUUGUUUCUGGAUUAGCCAGUUUAUUGUGACCAAUGUAACAAGUUGAUGUUUCCUGUCGACAUAAAGCUUACAUGUACAAACCUUGGCAGCUACCAAUUGGAAAUGAAAGGAAGAAAAUGUUUUCGGACU
This is a messenger RNA of Oryza sativa Japonica Group (Japanese rice), 3438 nucleotides long. Its product is annotated as lysine-specific demethylase JMJ18. Gene Ontology annotation, molecular function: histone H3K4me/H3K4me2/H3K4me3 demethylase activity. Gene Ontology annotation, biological process: chromatin remodeling; regulation of gene expression. NCBI's taxonomy places the organism in Eukaryota, Viridiplantae, Streptophyta, Magnoliopsida, Poales, Poaceae. Gene Ontology annotation, cellular component: chromatin; nucleus. The record is from RefSeq and is a predicted model, not a curated record.